GAGAACGUAGGCCAGAGAGACACGAAGAAGAGCAAGGCGAAGGAGAACGACGACGCGGUGUCCAAGAAAAUGGUCGUCCAGCCCGAGGCGCGCAUGAGGGCACAGGAGGACUUCACCCAGACGCAGGUGCACCUGCCGUUGGAUCACCCGCUCGUGACGGCAUGCCAGACCCAGCACCAGUCGUAUCUCGAGUUGGUCAAGAAAGAGGGCCCGCAGCACCAGCGCGGGCCACCAGAGCUCCAGCUUUCUUCGAGGGCUCUGACCGAUAUCGAGAGUUGGUUGAGCGGGGAUUCUUUGACAUAUCAGAGCCUCAAGAAGUACAUCGGCAUGCCGGCCAGGGUGAAGAGCAUGCUCGAGAUUGGCAGCAGCGAGGACGCGAGCGAGUGGGUCAAGGACUUUACGUUCUCACAGAUAUACGAUACGAAGAAG
Prorocentrum cordatum is the source of this 429-nucleotide messenger RNA. The record is from the annotation of a GenBank genome assembly. NCBI's taxonomy places the organism in Eukaryota, Dinophyceae, Prorocentrales, Prorocentraceae.